AAUAGCCUCUCUGAGGCUCGGGGCUUGUAAGCAGAGCUCUGAAAAAACCCCUUACGCAAAAUACCGCAACGUAGCCACUUUAUCCCUGGUUUCCACCCCCCCCCCACACACAGUAGAAAAAAAGAAAUCCCCCCGUUAUGGCUACCAGGUGAGUUUAGGUUUCCUGCAUUGUAUGUAUGACGCCAACCUAGGCUUCCUGGGUUGGUAUGGGACAGUCCGCUGGGGGUAUGCUAGUUUGGGUUAUUUUUGCGUGUGUGGUGGCGAGACGUUGGGAUGCAUGGAUGAAUGGACCAAGGGAUGGGUAAAUGGGUGUAACCCAGUUUCGAGUUUCGGAGUUAAGUUGGACGCCCGAUGGAGUUAUCAUAACAAAGUUAUGAUACCACCGGCAACCUGGGAAUUGGGGCUCACUCGAUAUCUGCAAACUUUACCCAUUUAUUUAUUUACUCAUUUACUCCCUUCCCUUCUCCAACCCCUUCUAGAAGGGAGGGAAGUGAGGGGGGGGUUGCUUUUGCUUUUGCUAUUGCUUUCGCCCCCCAUUCUCCAUCCCGUUCUGGAUACUAUUCAGAACUGGGCUUGUCGCGGGUUCCCCCGGACCGCCAUAUAG
This is a messenger RNA of Tuber melanosporum (Perigord truffle), 604 nucleotides long. RefSeq lists its product as uncharacterized. NCBI's taxonomy places the organism in Eukaryota, Fungi, Ascomycota, Pezizomycetes, Pezizales, Tuberaceae. The transcript has a single exon. Bases 173 to 604 code for a protein of 143 amino acids. The record is from RefSeq and is a predicted model, not a curated record.